This is a messenger RNA of Hordeum vulgare subsp. vulgare (domesticated barley), 2506 nucleotides long. RefSeq names its product peptidyl-prolyl cis-trans isomerase FKBP16-1, chloroplastic. Lineage: Eukaryota; Viridiplantae; Streptophyta; Magnoliopsida; Poales; Poaceae. The transcript has 8 exons. The coding region runs from base 59 to 691 and encodes 210 amino acids. Gene Ontology annotation, molecular function: peptidyl-prolyl cis-trans isomerase activity. The record is from RefSeq and is a predicted model, not a curated record.
AUUCAGAUAAGCACUUGCCUGUGUCCACUAGGACAGGGCCUUCUCCUGAUACCGUACAAUGGAGUCUGCACCGCACGUAAAAUUCCCCAAUCCGUUCCCAUGCGCCACUCCGUCUCCCAGACGCCCGUAUCCACCGGAACCGAAGGCGACCAGGUCGACAUGCCGCGGAUCCAGAGCAGUGUGCGGGGCGUCCAGGAGGAGAGCAGUUUCAGGGAUGGCUCUUCUUGGCGCCGCUGCCUCCUGCGCGAACCUCCUCGCCUUGCCCAUGCCCGGGCAGGCAGCAAUGCUGGAGCCCGAUGUCAUCAGAUACAGAAAGCUGGACAAUGGGGUAAAGCUUGAAGAUGUAGUGGAGGGCGAAGGGCCGGAGGCUGGGGAAGGCGAUCUUGUGCAGUUCAACUACGUGUGCCGCCGUGCAAAUGGUUAUUUCGUGCAUAGCACGGUGAAUCAGUUCAGCGGCGAGAGUAAGCCGGUGACACUUCGACUCGACUCGCAAGAGAUGAUUCGAGGCCUCAAAGACGUUAUAAUCGGCAUGAAAGCCGGAGGCAAGAGGAGGGCUCUGAUACCCCCUGAAGUAGGCUAUAUCGAAGAGACCUUGCAGCCCGUACCUGAGGAGUUUGGACCUCGCCGGAGCCUGCUGUCGCAUGCCAAGGAACCGCUGGUGUUUGAAGUUCAGCUGCUCAAAAUCCUGUGAUCAUUAUCUCAUGAUCAUCACAUGUGAAUGCAAUUGGAAGCUCUCCCGUCCUUUUCCUACAAGUGAAGAGAACCACAACGAUUCUUUUCUGAACUUUUUUCUUCAAAUUGCUUUCUGAUUUUUGUUUUCAAACCAUGUGUUUGUUUGUUCUUUCCAAAAAAAGCAUUCAGCAAGUUCGAUGAACAGAAGAAAGCACAGUGAUUUUCUCAACAACGGCACUAUCAACUGGAACUGUUCGUACAACGUUUUACUGAUUGAUCUCUCUGUCGAGGGUGCAAUGGGCAGUGUAGUACAGGCAAUAGCCAGGGAACACAGACUUGCACAGCAGCACAUGCAACUCCCGACUGUGGCUGCCGCCGUCGUCUGCACAAGGAGGGGCAGGAGGAGCCAAAGAGGCUUCUUGGAUUCCGACGAGCCCUUUCAUCAGCGAGCCGGAGACGGUGACGCAGCGCACGGUCACAUGCCGCGGGAGGAGGUUGCCGGCACCACACGUCGGGGAUGCUGAAGCUGCUGCUCAGGACACUACGCCACAGCCGCGCGUCCGGACGGGACCUCCGGAGCGCGCCGACUAUCUUCCCGCCGAAGAAGGAGCCGCCCAGCCUCUUGGCGAUGGCCUGGCCCGUCGCCGCCAGCCGCGGGUCCGCCUCGACGCCGCCGAACGCGUGCGCCCUGAAGAAGAACCAAUACUCCUCCGGCGGCAGUGGACGCAGAACGAUCGGCUCCGCGGUGCCAAGGCCGUCAACGUGACCGGCGUCGCUGCUGGUUACGACGACCUUGCUCCCGCGUCUGCCAGCCCGCCGCGGGGUUGGCACGAUCGCGUCGACCACCUGCUUCUUGCGCGGGUCGACCACAGGAGGACGCCGAGCUCUGCCGACGCCGGCUCGCCUUCGUCACCUUGCAGCAAGAACUCCAAAACUCGGCGUCUUUCGACGUGCCGUCCGAACAUCUGGCUGUCCGCGUAGAUGCUCGUGGCAAGCGGCCGGUACAGCGCCGGCGGGCACAUCUGCAGCAGCAUGAUGAACUCUGCGAGACCGCUGGCGACGCUUUCCAGGUCCGCGAGGACGCCGUCGAGCUCGUCGGCGCUGCCGUCGCCGUCGCCGAGCAGCAGCUUCAUGGCCGCGACGCGCAGGCGCUUAGCGGGGUUGAACGAGCUAGACAUGGAGAAAGAGCGCGCCAGCGGCACCACCCUGUUGCUGUUGCCUUUUUGCCCUCAGGAUCGAUCACAUCAAAACACGAUGAUCACACCAGCAUGGCCGUCGUUCUGAUCGCCUGCUCCGCUCGGGACCGGGAACGCGUCAAGGAGAUACCGGCCCCGGUACGCGCCAUCGACGAUCUCAGCGAGCCAGGAGAGCAGCGCGCGGCUCGUGAUCCGCCUCGCCCCGGCGGCCUCCGCGUCGCUCUCGACCCUGACCAGCAGGCGCCUCAGCCGCGCAGCUUGGCCUCGACGCUCCGCUCCCGCUGAUGGCCCAGGAGCUGCCCGGCGAGGAGGGACAUCGCCCUGCCGACCAUGUCCCCCACGACGCCGGAGACGAUGGCCUCGCCGGCCAUGGUUGUCUAGUGUUCGCGCACUUGCGCCUGCUGCCGCGGCCAAACGGGAAAGGUGACCCUUGAACAGCUCUGUGCAUUGGUACAUCUGAACACGGAGGAAAUGGCAAGACAGCGACCUGGAAGAAGUUCUUCUCAAUACUGCGGCUCCGUUGAAGUUUUACGCACGUAGCAGCCGGUAACAUCACUAAACCGAGAUGAUAGAGGAAGGGCAUGUUUGGUUGUCGAAUAACUUCGUCAAUGAUAAGUUAUUUUAGGUGCACUUGACUA